Molecule: messenger RNA, 891 nt
Organism: Alternaria ventricosa
Lineage: Eukaryota; Fungi; Ascomycota; Dothideomycetes; Pleosporales; Pleosporaceae
Exons: 3
Coding region: 1-891 (296 amino acids)
Biological process (GO): transmembrane transport
Cellular component (GO): membrane
Molecular function (GO): transmembrane transporter activity
Source: RefSeq, a predicted model, not a curated record
AUGGGGAGUCUGUCUGAGGAGAUCCAAAACGCACAGAUCGUCGUACCUCGCUCCAUCAUGACUGGCAUCGCCAUCAACGGCUCUCUCGGCUUCGUCAUGAUGGUCACCGUGCUCUUACGAAUGGGUGAUCUCGAAACUGUACUUCUAGAGAACCCUGCGUUCCCUUUUAUGGCUAUCUUCCACCGUGCCGUUCAAUCACGCUCCGGUGCUGCUGUCAUGGCAUCCAUCGUCAUGGUGCUGACGAUCAGUGCGAACGUGGGCUUCUCCGCUUCAACAUCAAGAAUCUGCUGGGCAUUCGCUAGAGACCGUGGUCUACCUGGAUGGAGAACCUUGAGCAAGGUCAGCGAUCGUACAUCCAUCCCCGUCUAUGCCGUAGCCUUUACAAGCUUUAUCGCCUGCCUUCUCGCACUAGUGAAUAUCGGAUCCACCACCGCCUUCAACGGCGUAAUCUCCGUCGCUAUCGCCGGCCUCUUCUCCUCCUACCUUCUCACAUCCUCCCUCCUCCUCUACCGCCGUUGCACCGGCGCCAUCCUCCCACCCAGCGAAUCCUUCGACACAGACAGCCAAUCCACAACUAGCGACGGCAUGGUACGCGCUGUAUGGGGCCCCUGGCGUCUUCCCGGCGCGAUAGGCAUCGCCAACAAUGUCUUUGCCUGCGCCUAUCUUAGCUUUGUUUUCUUCUUUAGUUUCUGGCCUAGCUUUGCGGAGGUUACGCCUGCGAAUAUGAAUUGGGCGAUUUUGGUAACGGGUACGAUAGCGGUCAUCAGUGCGGUUUAUUAUGCGGUUUGGGCGAGGAAGACGUAUCAUGGGCCUGUCGUUGAGAUUGAUGAGCGAGAUUUGAGUGGAAGGGUUAGUAUCGUGGAGCAGCGUCUUGAGAUGGGUAGUAAGUAG